Molecule: messenger RNA, 24025 nt
Organism: Coregonus sp. 'balchen'
Lineage: Eukaryota; Metazoa; Chordata; Actinopteri; Salmoniformes; Salmonidae
Source: the annotation of a GenBank genome assembly
AUGGACACUAUGGAGAACCCCGCCUUGGAGCCCAGAUCGGAGCGGAUCGCCCGCUACAAGGCCGAGAGGAGGCGGGAGCUGCAAGAACGCUAUGGCAACAUGGAGGAGCUCCCAUCCAAGUGGGUGAGGAGGGAUGGGACUCUCAUGAACUCAGACGGUGCUCCUCCCUCCACAGACAGGACCCUCUCUGGGGGGGUGAACGGCAGAGCAGGGGGGCUGGAGGGGGGCAGGAGGGGCCUCCACUGGGAGAGCAGCACCCCUCUGGAGUCAGAACCUCGGAGAGUCUCCAACGGCUUUGAGGCAGACACUUCUGCAGACCCAACAUACCUCCAAAGGUGAGUCCCUUCCAUGUGUAGCCGAUCAGUAGUGGAGACCCUUCUCAACCCCAUCAGGAACACAAGUGAACAAAGAGUGAUGCAGCAGACAGGUUGCAUACACUGACAAUUCCCUUUGUUUCUGUGUAUGAUGUCACACUACAUGCUGACUCAGACCACUGAACCUAGUUAUGCUGAAAGUGUGCAGGUAAUGCCUACUGGCCAUCAGUGAAUUGUUGUGUUAUACAAUAUCAGGCCACGUAGAGUAACAGCUACAACAGAAUGGCCUUUUCCCUGUUCCCUAACUACAGAUUGAUGAAUAGAAACAACCAUAUUAUGUGUAACCACCUCUUAAAACAACCCCCAUUCAGUCACCAAGCUCCUUCUCCAGUGAACAUUCUCUCAUGUGACCUUUCAGCCCCGUAAAACAGUUGUCAGAGUUCACCUGUGCUUUAUGGCGUUUGUUGCUAAUUCAAGCAGAGAGAGCUAAACCUGGCUCCCAGCGGGGUGCAGUACUAGUACAGCAGAGAUCACAUUGAUUCCUCCAUGUGUGUUUUAUACCCUACUGACCUGGACUCCCUUUCCUUUAAGAGAUACAAUACUUUGUCAAGGUUGCUCUUUAGGAAUUGGCAGUGUUGUGGUAGUUUGCCACUUUCCUUACGCCACCUACCUCCCUCCUCCCCCGCCUCCAGGCAGUGUUCCUCUGGCUCUGCCGGCAUGUUGAGUGGGGGGAAGCCCCUAGCUCCCCCAGGCCCCCCUGGACCCGACUCGGCCCAGCUGCAAACGCGGGUGUCGGUGGGCCAGCUGAGGAGUGCCCUGCUGCAGCAGACCGGAACUGGAACACAGCCUGAGAAAGUGUAGGGUCUCCUGCAUGAAACGGCCUGUGUGUGUGUUGUUAUUCUGAAUAUGUGUGGGUGUCAGUCUCUUUGUGAAAUCUUCUAUUUGUCUCUGUUUGUAUACGUCUACAGUGUGUGUUAGUGGGAGUUGUCCCACUGCUUCCAGUCUCUCACUAUCUCUCUCUCCCUUUCUCUCCUGAUGCUCACCCUGUUCCUCUGUGGUUGGGAAUAGUAGCCCUGACAGUGGCCUUGCGGCCUCUUCCCUUGACCUGGCUGUUAAGCCGGGCUCGGAGGGGGGACGGCGGCGCACCCGUCGCUACCUCCCUGGGGUGUCAGGCGGGGGCCGCAAAACCAACGAGCGCUUCAGGACACAGCCGAUCACAGCCUGUGAGGUGCAGGAGAGCGGCGGGUAGGGACUGUGUGCUGCGGCCCGCCGUAUCAACCAUAUCAUAUCAGAGCAUGCAGGUCAAGCCUGGGGCUCAUCUGGAAGACUCUGCCGUAGUUUGGUUACUCUUCAGGUGGAGAGGUUUGCAGUGUUUUGUGCCAUUGCAGGGUUGUUGUUUUUUUGCUGAUGCGUUGUUUUGAUAGUGUGUGAUAAUGGUUUCCAUGCAUGUAAAUGCUUUCCAGAUAUUUACUGUCCUCUCAUAGAGGAGCAUUUCUUCUUGUGGUUAUGUAUUGAAAUAAUUGCCCUUGGUACACUGGCAAGAGGCAUGAUUUGCAUGUAUGUUUGCAUCUGUUAAUGGCGCUUAAUACCAAAACCAUGACAUGAACAGUGUUGCUAUGUUGAGCAUGCAGAUAUGGCACAGGAGCCUGGGCCUGUGUGUGAGAUACAGUAACCCACACAGACAAUGGAGAGAGAGUGAAAAGAGAGAAUUAUACCAGGCAGGAAUAAGCAUGGUCAAACUCCUCUCAUCUUUUGUCUUGUGUGCAUGUUUCAGCCAAUGACCUUGUGUUGAUUCUCUCUCUCUGUCCCACAGGCUGCUAGAAGCAGAGGAAGAGGAGAACGCUAAAGGUAACGAACCCCGCCCACCUGGGGUCACAUGGCCUGUUUUUGUUUGCCACACACAAACGGCUGAUCCAUGGCCUAUUGGACUGCCUCUGUACUGCCUCUGUGUUAACUGAGUGGGGGGAGGGAGGGACAGAGACACAGCUAGAGAGAGAGAGGGACAGAGAGGAACACAGAGAGAGAGAGAGAAACAGAGAGAGAGAGAGCGAAAUAGAGAGAGAGAGAGAGGGGGGGUCACAGGCAUAGUGCUGUGUGGCUUGCCAGGGAUAAUGUUUAACACAGUGACAAAGAAGAGCAGGUGCUCUCUCUCUUUCUCUCUCUCGCUCUCUCUCUCUCCCCCCCUCUCACUCUCCCCCCACCCCUCUCUCUCUCUCUCUCUCUCUCUCCCCCCCCUCUCUCUCUAUCACAGAAAUGCCGACAUGAGAGAUAGGAGGUGGCAAAGAUAAAAUGGCUCAGCAGGCUGCUGUAAUAGGCUCUGUCAUCACACAGUAGCUGAGAGACAGACAGACAGACAGACAGACAGACAGACAGACAGACAGACAGACAGACAGACAGACAGACAGACAGACAGACAGACAGACAGACAGACAGACAGACAGACAGACAGACAGACAGACAGACAGACAGACAGACAGACAGACAGACAGACAGACAGACGAAAAGGGGGCGGACAACACCGGGUCAGAAGGAAUAACAGUUUUUUCUAUUUUCACUCAAAAUCAACCGAUAAUAUAAACGCACAAACCUAUAUCAACUAAUAGUUACUGUAUAACAGUACGUUUAUAACAGUAAACCUAAUGAAUAUACUCUGACCUCUACUUACACUCAACCCCAGCUCCAGAGCUGCCUUUAUAGAACAUCUAUAAUAAACAGAACAUAAAAUAAAUCAAGGGCUUUUAUUUUUAAACAGUCCACCAGACCCAGAUGGGCACAGGGUGACGGUAGAAUGUUGAAGUUCCUCUGUAGGGAUGGAUUUAUGAGCCAUAAAAGCUCCUUACCGCCACUAUAAAAAUUGUCCCCACUUCUACACAGUAGCUGUCCAAUAAGUUCUCUCUCAUACAUUCAUUUGUAUGUCCACCUAAAAUACAUGAUUACAUAGCCAUUGAGAGCAUUGUUAGAAACAACAGAGACAGUUGACACUCACACGAUCAGCGAUGCUGACCAACUGCCCAACUGCCUGGUCAAAAGGAUGAGCUGUGUGGUCAUUAAGUUCAGGCCAGGUGAGAGGAAGUAGCCAGCUAGCAGUGCCAGCUGAGAGAUAGUGGUGGUGGUGCCAUGUGACAGUGUAGUGAAUGCCAGGUGCAGGACAACAAGCAGGGCGAUGGCCUCACAUGAAUGGAUCAGUCACAGAGAUCUGUCUAUCUCAUUGUGUCGCAGCUUGACUGACAGGUAGCCUCUCUGGACUACUAUAAGCAGGUUAACAGUUUUUGCUGUAUGACAGGGACUGUGAGUUCGCUAUAUGAUCAUAAGGUGAGUGGGGUGCUGUUCAAUUUUUUGUUUGCCUAUUUUUAUUUAGAGGGUUCGGGUUAAUGUGUUUGACAGGCUCAAUGAUGCCAAAAUGAUAUCCCUGCUGAUGACACAGACAGGCUGACAGGCAUUUUGCAUUUUAACAAGGUGUGUCUUUGAGUGUGUAUGUACUUACCUCUAAUGCAUUUACCUCAGUUUGCCUGACUUUAUGUAUAUAUUUAAUGUAAUGUAUUUUCCCCCCAGCUGAUGUGAAGACAGACGACAGAGCCAAGAUGAGUGUGGCGGCCAAGAUGUCUCUGUUUAAAGUAAGCACGUCCAUCUAUCUCAGCCUUGGCUGUGAAACAGGAACUCCUCCCAGGACCCCGCUCCUGUUCCCUUGUACCAUGCUGUCCGUCUCCAUGCCUGACCACAAAAGGUCAUCACCAUGGAGACCAGGGGGGCUACACAGGGCUUAUGUCUCACCACUGCACAUCAACAGAAACAACAGAGCCCAUGUUGAGAGAGGAGAGAGAGAGAGAGAGAGAGAGAGAGAGAGAGAGAGAGAGAGAGAGAGAGAGAGAGAGAGAGAGAGAGAGAGAGAGAGAGAUGAGAGAGAGAGAGAGAGAGAGAGCGAGAGAGAGAGAGAGAGAGAGAGAGAGAGAGAGGACGAGAGAGAGAGAGAGAGAGAGAGAGACUGCUCACCUUACAGUCAUGGAGCAACACAUGAUGAGCCAACAGGCUGAGCUGAGCAUGCAGAACUGAACACGCCGAACGAAUGUUGAGGAAUAUGAAUGGCCAAACAGGUGCUGCUCUCUGAUCCAGACAGGGCCUUGUAUAAUAGUACUGUACUAUAUAUUGGUACAUGGUGCCUAAAUUACAUCUGCAGAAAGAGUGUAAUAUAGGAAGCCAGACCACAGAGUGCAUGCAGAUGGACCCUGCUGUUCUUAGUUUACUCCCAUUGGUCAAUGUUUUAUUGUUUAUGUAGCCUUUGGCAGUCUGUCUUGUUAAUCAAUCUAAUUUAGCUAUAGUCCCAGGCUAUAGUUCAAACAUUUCUCAGGAGGACUGCUAAUGGGUUUCCUUCUCUGUGUUUACUUUGAAAUGGGAUCCUAGUGAUCCACCUUUACUGAAAUUCAAAACAUUAGCAACCAACCAGCCCCCCCCCCCCCCCCCCCCCCCCCCCCCCAGGGGAGCCAGGUGGUUAUAAAGGGACUAUAAAGCCAUGAACAGCCAUUAACAGGUGGUUAUAAUUAGCCUAUAGCUAGCUCCUGUCAGGCUGGCUGGUGGAGGAGGGAGGCAGGGCCAGGAGGGAGGGGAUUGAGGGGAGGGCCAGAGAGGUAAUGGUACGCUACUGAGGGAGCUCUGGUUACACUGUGACCUGCAGACCUGGCAUUCUAUCCCUCUCCUCUACCUCCUUACGUAGGCUACCCACAGCAACUUACAGAUCCCUGGUUUAUUCACCAGCUAACUGACCCACUUCCGCUGCCUAUAGUAAUGCACCUCCAUUCACAUGCCAGGAAAGAGAGAGAGUUUCAAUGAAAGAUAUGAAAAAGGAGAGGACAUUUCUGUCGUUUCUCCUGUUAUUUUUUCAGUAGAGUGAGACAGUCAUUUCAACCAUUAUUUUACAUUUACAUUUAAGUCAUUUAGCAGACGUUCUUAUCCAGAGCGACUUACAAAUUGGUGCAUUCAACUUAGGAUAGCCAGUGGGACAACCACAUCUUGAUCACAGUAAGUACACUUCUUCAAACAAGCAGCUGUGAGCAAAGUCAGUGCAAUCAGGGACAACUACAUCUCGAUCACAAUAAGGACAUUGUAUGCUCUGUUUGAUCUAAAUGUCUAUUAUACACCGGUGGCAAAGGUAUUAUUGUGCAACAUGUAAUGGUCAGAUAUUAUGUAUCAAAUAUCAACAUAAAUGUUAUGAAUGACUAUUUCUCUCUCUCUUUCUUUCUCUCUUCUCCCUCUUUCUCUCUGUUGCAGGAGCUAGAGAAGACAGCAGCCCCUGAGGCCUCCUCCUUUCUGAAGCCUCGCUCUGGCAGCGUCACGUCUGAACGCAGAGUACGACGCGGCAACGAGCACCGCUCACUCACUCAGCCAAUCACCUGUGAGGAGAUGGUGGUGGCCACCAGGUGAGCAGGGUCAAGAGUCACACCUCGAUGGUCAAUGGACAAGGAGAUAUUGUAUCUGUGGGCAGUGACGUGUUGGCAGACAGUAUGCAAAAAACAUUGGCCUCUCACACAUUCAAAUUCCUUGCCCAGUGGGUUGUGGAAUCCACAUGGAAGGCAGGUCAUGAGAUCAUAACUGAUUAUAGUUGUGAAACGGUUUAUGGUAUACGGUUUCUGUAGGUUCGUCGCUCUAGCACAUUCGGAUAUCGAUUUAAAGCCAACGUUAUCAAAGUAAUCUAAAAUAAUUCAUAGAUUUUAAAUAAAAAACACUUUAUGUUUGUCAUAGAUGGACAAUAUGAGAUGAAAGGCCAUUUCAUAACGAGUUCAGGAAGUCAUGCUAGAGCCCUGUGCGAUGUUCAGAAGGGUGGGGGGCAGAAGUUUUAAUCAAGAGAGACCUUUUUCUAAUACUAAACAUAAAAAUAUGUAUUUCACCAUUAUAAUGAAGGCGAAAUCUUAUAGUUAGUCGUUUUAUAACUUGAUUGUACUAUAUUUAGAAUGCAUAUAAGUUAUUUCAAGCCUUAUACAGUUUUGUUGAAUAGAAAAUACAUCAUAUAAAAUAUUUCACAUUUUCAUAUUUGUACUGUGUACUUGAGCUUGUGUCCUGAAAAGUGACUACUCCUCAGCAAUUUAUAACUAUUUUUACCAGAAAGGUGAGAUUGUAAUCUUUCUUGCGGUAUAAGCAUUACUAAGUAUUGUUUAUGGCCCUCUCAUGAUAAAUAAUUACUUUUGGGUAUGUCUAUUUAGGCAGAAAUCUACAUUUUGCCAUUACAUUUAACAGGUUUAAUAUUGCACAGUUUUCUAUUGAAAACCUAGAGCUGGUAGGGUUUGUUCACUCAUAAUGGCGUCCCAUCUGGCUAACUACAUGUGUCCUUUACUGAGUUGGACAGAGAGAUUCCUGCCUCUAAUUGGAACAGGGAGCAGUCAGAGAGGAGGCUAAAACACUAAUUUACUGCCACGCAUUAAAAAUAUCUCACAUUGUGUUCCACAGUUCCGUCAAUACACAUUUUAAUUAACAGGGCUGUUUCUCUGUUUUAACUAUUCAUCCAUGACUUCCAUUCACCACUCUUCUUCUCCUAUCUAUCUACCCCAUGUCCCUGCAGCACCCCCCAGCCAGCGGAGUCAGGCGAGGCCAAGGCUGUGCAGGCCGAGGCGGAGGCGGUGGAGGACGAUGAGAACAGUAAGCUGACUAUGAGUGAGAAGCUGGCUCUGUUCAACAAGCUGUCCCUGCCAGGGAGCCAGGGGGACGCCCCUCCUGAUGCCCCCCCGGAGAGACGCAGGCAGAAGGGGGCACGCUACCGCACACAGCCAAUCACUGUGGAGGAGGUCAGCCUGGUGAGUGUGUGUGGGACCAAGACAUCCUCAGAGGAAUGGAAGAGAGAAUAUUAGAGAUGACAUUGGCAAUUGUGUGUGUGUAUCUUUCUUUAACUGAGAAAUGUAGAUUGUGACACAGGUGAUUCAGUGUGUGUAUGAGUGGUGUGUGUGUGUGUGUGUGUGUGUGUGUAUACUGGAUGUUGACGUGAGCAUGAGUAUGUGAGUAAGUACACAAAAUUAAAUGUCACGCUCUGUGCCUCUAACUGUUGUGAGCACUGGAUUGAUCAAUAGUUUUAAUUGAUCAGUAUCAAGCCAAUAUUGACCAUACCACUGUCCAGAGGGUAACACUAUACUAGCGCCCAAUUCACACUAAAAUUAGACAGGUCCAAAAUGAUGACUCAGAAAUAUGUAGUAACCUCUUCUUUUUAUAGUUUUCAUACUAAUUUACACUAUUGUGAUGAGUAGAAUCUAUCAUCUCCAUGUCUCUGACAACAUUCUCCUCUCCAUGUCCUCCCUCAGCUCCAGAAAGGCCCCAUCCAGCUGCCCCCACUGCGCCUGUCCCCCACCCUCUCCGACCGGCAGCAGGAGCUGUCCGUCAACCUGAGGCCCUUCGAGGUGCAUCAGGCCCAGACUCGACCCGAGGCCGACGUGGAGCCAAACACAGGACCUGACCCGUCCCAGCAGGGCUUGCAGCAGCGCUGGGACUCUGAGCCAGGAGAGAUCAGAGGCAUCCUGAUGAAGAGCCCCUCUGCAGGACCAGAAUGGGACCCAGACAGAGACAUUGUAUGGGAGGACAGACAGCAGGACCAGAACGGAGGAGGGGAGAGAGGGAACGGGGUGGAGGAGAGGAGGGCAGUGAGACAUGAUAAUGUACCCGUGCCUCGUAGAGAGAGACCAGCCUCCUCUGCCCCCUGGAGACAGAGGAACAGGAACAGGAGGGAGACGGUGGCCAUGUGUGCCCCAGCCAGGCCAUCCUCAGAGCAGGGUCACCCCCAGGAGGAGAGGCCUUCCCUGGCUGAACAGAGAGGGCAAAUGGACCCCCCUGUGAACACCUCUGGGAGAGACAGGUACACAACUAACACAAGAGCCAACACACAGGCCUUUUAAAUUAUGUGUUUGUGUGUGAACGUUGAGGGAACGUUGUGACCCUGUGUGUGUGUGUGCGCGAGCGAGCAUACGCACGAGAUAGAAAUUUGCAUGACUAUUUCUUAGACCUCCCCUCUGUCUCUGUGCAGGCUGUCAGAUGCUUCCAGGGAGGAGGAAGAGGAGGAGAGGGGUAGCUUAAUGAGGAGAGACACCCCUCCCAGACAACACGUCCAGGUGACCUUGGCGGACCAGAGAAAGGUAAGACCAGCGGCCAUCUUACUGGACCUCUCCUUAGUUGAAACACACACAUAGACACCUUAGUCAUAGCAGGCAUGUACUGGGAAUGGUGGGCAGUGGAUGGAUGCUGACAUCACUGAUUUGCAUUGGAAAUCUCAGACUGACUGAGCUCAUGUGUUUUGGAGCAAGUUGGUUGGCUGUUUAUAGUUGAUUUGGGUCUGCACUUGUGUUUAGCAUCUUGAAUAUGUAGGCUCAGAAUCACAAUGAGGCAAAUCCAGUUUUAGCCUGGAAAGCAGAGCAGCGGACAGCUGUGGACACAUCCUUCUCAGUCAGAUAGAUAGAUAGAUAGAUAGAGCCACAACAGGAGGCUCCCAGCCAAUCCCUACUCCCCAGGGUCUGUGAUACUAUGGCUUGGCCCCACUGUAACACUCCACACCAGCCCAGCCCAGAGAAAAGGCCCUGGCUUCCCCUUGUAAUCUCUGGGUGGCUGACUGGAACCAGUGGGUUUAGUUUAACCUGUCAGUCAGGGAAAGAGGGGAGGAUGAGGGUCACCAGGGGGACAAAUCACAGGGGAGAUUGGCCUGGAUUUGGGAGCCAUUUCAAAAGAGGGGAUGCUGUCCGCACACUGGCCAAAAAUUAUAUCGAAAUAGUAUAUCUAUUUUGAAAAAGGUGAAAAGUACAAAGGUGGAUAGUACGUGGCCAGGUAGGAGGAGUUAGUUAGCUGUCCUUUUUGUUCUUGAAGGUAGAACAGAUAUGUUGUGUAGGCUAGUUCAGAAAGCUGAGUGCUUAAUAUCAGAGUUUGAGUUUUGCCAUUCCACUGAAAACAAAGGAGCAUCCUAAUAUCAUACCACCUCUACACCAGCCCUAUACCUUACUAUGGUAUGUGUUUAAUAUCAUACCACCUCUACACCAGCCCCAUAUCUUACUAUGGUAUGUGUUUAAUAUCAUACCACCUCUACACCAGCCCUAUACCUUACUGUGGUAUGUGUUUAAUAUCAUACCACCUCUACACCAGCCCCAUAUCUUACUGUGGUAUGUGUUUAAUAUCAUACCACCUCUACACCAGCCCUAUACCUUACUGUGGUAUGUGUUUAAUAUCAUACCACCUCUACACCAGCCCUAUACCUUACUAUGGUACUGUAUGUGUUUAAUAUCAUACCACCUCUACACCAGCCCCAUAUCUUACUGUGGUAUGUGUUUAAUAUCAUACCACCUCUACACCAGCCCUAUACCUUACUGUGGUAUGUGUUUAAUAUCAUACCACCUCUACACCAGCCCUAUAUCUUACUAUGGUACUGUAUGUGUUUAAUAUCAUACCACCUCUACACCAGCCCCAUAUCUUACUGUGGUAUGUGUUUAAUAUCAUACCACCUCUACACCAGCCCCAUAUCUUACUGUGGUAUGUGUUUAAUAUCAUACCACCUCUACACCAGCCCUAUAUCUUACUAUGGUACUGUAUGUGUUUAAUAUCAUACCACCUCUACACCAGCCCCAUAUCUUACUGUGGUAUGUGUUUAAUAUCAUACCACCUCUACACCAGCCCCAUAUCUUACUGUGGUAUGUGUUUAAUAUCAUACCACCUCUACACCAGCCCUAUAUCUUACUAUGGUACUGUAUGUGUUUAAUAUCAUACCACCUCUACACCAGCCCUAUAUCUUACUAUGGUACUGUAUGUGUUUAAUAUCAUACCACCUCUACACCAGCCCUAUAUCUUACUAUGGUACUGUAUGUGUUUAAUAUCAUACCACCUCUACACCAGCCCUAUAUCUUACUGUGGUAUGUGUUUAAUAUCAUACCACCUCUACACCAGCCCUAUAUCUUACUGUGGUAUGUGUUUAAUAUUAUACCACCUCUACACCAGCCCUAUACCUUACUGUGGUAUGUGUUUAAUAUCAUACCACCUCUACACCAGCCCUAUACCUUACUGUGGUAUGUGUUUAAUAUCAUACCACCUCUACACCAGCCCUAUACCUUACUGUGGUAUGUGUUUAAUAUCAUACCACCUCUACACCAGCCCUAUACCUUACUGUGGUAUGUGUUUAAUAUCAUACCACCUCUACACCAGCCCUAUAUCUUACUGUGGUAUGUGUUUAAUAUCAUACCACCUCUACACCAGCCCUAUACCUUCCUGUGGUAUGUGUUUAAUAUCAUACCACCUCUACACCAGCCCUAUAUCUUACUGUGGUAUGUGUUUAAUAUUAUACCACCUCUACACCAGCCCUAUAAUUUACUGUGGUAUGUGUUUAAUAUCAUACCACCUCUACACCAGCCCUAUAACUUACUGUGGUAUGUGUUUAAUAUCAUACCACCUCUACACCAGCCCUAUAUCUUACUAUGGUAUGCGUUUAAUAUCAUACCACCUCUACACCAGCCCUAUAUCUUACUAUGGUAUGUGUUUAAUAUCAUACCACCUCUACACCAGCCCUAUAACUUACUGUGGUAUGUGUUUAAUAUCAUACCACCUCUACACCAGCCCUAUAACUUACUGUGGUAUGUGUUCAAUCUCUGAGAGCUACCUUGCAUUACUUAGAUAUGGGUGCAGCUCCUAAUGGUGCUAAUGCCCAGUAAUGGGCUGAAUGGCUCAGAAUGACAUGGUAUGUUAACAGAUAGACUGAGAGGCUUCCAUGAAAACCCUCUUGACCCCAUUAGGCACCCUUAGCUGGACAGUGUUGACAGUUCUCCGUGCUGUGUGUGUGUGAAGGAGAGACCUCCAUACCCUUGUAGAUGGAUCUCAUUACCCUUCACCCUCUCUUUCUCCUGUUUGCCGUCUCAUUUUAUGCUACGCUCGCUCCUCUCACCCUCUUUUUCUCUUGGCUUUGCUGACCACACCCCCUCUAUGCUCCCAUGCUGCCCCCUGUAGGAAGACAGUGAGAUCUCCCAUGAUGCACCAGCUGUCAACCCUCAGUGCUGGGUAAGCGGAGUGCUGACUCUGUGGCACCCUAUUCCCUACAUAGUUCACCAUAUUGCCUACAAACCUCUGUGUUUGGUUAUUUCAACCUAACAUUUGACCCUGGUUUGUUGACUAUGCUGCAAGUCCAAGUCAUAUCAUAUCUAUUCUAUUUUGUUUUACUCAAUCCUGGGCUUAUUCCUUUAUCUCCCUCCUCUCCUCUCCUCCUCCUCUCCUCUCCUCCUCCUCUCCUCUCCUCCUCCCAGGACCCUGUCUUUUCCUCUGUCUAUUCUAACAGUACACCUCAAUAUGUCAUGUGUUACAAUCAGGUGAGUGUGUGUGCAAGCACACGUUCAGGUGUGAGUGAAGUGUGUCCAUUGCAUGCCAUUGCCCUCAAUAUUCCAUUUCGAUGUACUUGUUUGAGUGCUGUGAUUUGAGUUCUGUUGAUACUGCAGUGAAACGUGUUAGCGUAGUUCCCCUUCAUGUAUCCUAUUUUCUCUCCCUCCUCAGACCAUUUCUUCCUAUGAGGCCCAGGAGGUCUCCUCUCCCACCCAGACCCGCUCUCAGCCCCAAUGGAGACAGAAGGUGACACACACAGACACACACACACAAACCCACAACCACAGAAUCACACACAUACUGGUAGGUGUUACUGUCUGGUCACUGAUCCCUGUCUCUGACCAUGCAGCAGGCUAGACCAGUAGAAGUGGAGGAGCUGCCACAGGCGUCGGUGGCUGAUCGCAUGAAAACUCUACAGGAGAGUGAGGAGCAGUGGAAGACCAGAGGGAGAGGGGUCGCCAACGACUCGGCCCAGUACACUGUGGCUGGACGCAUGGCGAAAAGAGGUGAGGUUUCUCUCUCUCUGAAUCUGUUUCCCUCUUUCUCUUCAUCUUUCUCCUUUUCUUUCUCUUUCUCUCUCUGUCUCUCUCUCCCCCCCUUCUCUCUCUCUCUCUCUCUCUCUCUCUCUCUCUCUCUCUCUCUCUCUCUCUCUCUCUCUCUCUCUCUCUCUCUCUCUCUCUCUCUCGCUCUCUCUCCCCCUUCUCUCUCUCUCUCUUUCCCUCACUCAGACCUGUGUGUGAUUGUCCCACUGCAGGUUUGGUGUUCCCUGUGUCAGACAUAGACGAGACCCCUCCAUCUCACACUAAGAGACCCUCCACAGGAGCCACAGCCACAGCAUGCCCAUACGAAGGUAAAACUACCACAUCUACAAAAGAGAAAAUAUGUUUGUGUCUGGUUUGUGAUUGUAGAUCCUCUUCCCUGACCUCUGGUUCUCCUCUAAACAGAGAUCUCCAGUCACCCUGGGAUGGAGGUGGAAGAGGACACAAAGCUGGACAAACUGGAUUCCUUUGUGGACAGGCUGAAUGGUACGUCUUAUUAUCGAUUCUAGGAUGAUUUGUCCAAACCUCAGAUUAAGAGAGGAAGUCUAUCCACUGGUGUCUAUUGUCUAACUUCCUGUGUUUUGCUCAGUGAUGCUUUGAGUAUCCCAAUGAAGUGGAAUACCUGUAACUUCUCUCAUGUUUUCCCCCUCUCCUCCCCCAGCCGCUCCCCAGGACACGCCCCUGGAGGUGACCUCAAGGGAGGUGAAGGAGGUCAUGACCCCCGAUGACCAGGAGACGUGUGGUGGUUUCUACAGGGAGGUGUCACCCCCCUCACCCUCUGCCCGCCCUGCUGGGGCUGGAGCUGCCACUGGAACUGACCCAGAGCAGGACCUGAGUGCCCUCUGCCAGACAAAUACCCCCAUGUGAGUCUGUGUGUGUGUGUGUUGGGGGGAGGUGUGCAUGGUUGUGUGUAUGUGUUUACGUGUACGCUUCUAUCUAUCUAAUUGAUUGAGUGUGUUCUUUGUGUGUGUUUGUCUCUUAAUGCCUCUUCGUGGUGUCUGUGGUGUGUGUGUGUGUGUGUGUGUGUGCAGGCUGACAUCAGAGGUAGCACAGCAUAGGCGGUCGGUGCGUCCGUACCGCAGGACCCAGGGCUCCCGGAACCCUCUGCGUGCUCUGGCGGCCCGCGAUGACAUCAGACAGAACUACAUGGGAGAGAGAGUCACCAUGGCUACCGUUAACACUAACAGGACACAAGUGGAGAUGAGUGAGUCAUGUUUACAUAUACCAGAGAGAUAUCUCUCUCUCUCUUGCUCCUUCUCUCUUUCUCUCUAUAUUUCUCUCUCUCUCUCUCUUUCUCUCUAUCUCUAUCUCUCUGUCUCUCUCUGUCUCUUUUUUUUUUCUCAAUCUGCUUAUAUACCGUUUAUAUACUGUGACUUUCUCAUCUCUGAUCUCUCUGUCCCAUGUCUGUCCUCAGUGGCCAAGAAUUCCAACAUGGCUGACUCAGCUCUAGCAGGUCUGUCCGGUACAGACAACUUCAGUAACGUCAACCUGCGUGAUGUCACUUCCACAGGCUCAGUGACGAACAACAACAACCUGCCCAUCAGCAACCUCAUGCUCAUUCACAUCAAAGGUCAGUACAGAUCGUGCAUGUGUGUGUGCAUAUGAUUGCGUUUAUGAGUGUGCGUGUGCAUGUCUGUGUGUGUGGAUACAAACUCUCCAUUCAACAUGUGUGUGUGUCUCCUACGGUGCCAGGUCGGCAUCAUGUGCAAGUGCGUCUGGUGGAGCCCACAGCCAGGUCUCUGAACAGUGGAGACUGCCACCUUCUGGUGACACCCUCUCACUGCAUCCUCUGGAGCGGAGCGUUCGCCAACACCACAGAGAAAGCCAAGGUACGACUGGGACACUACACACAUUGUAUCACAUACUGACUCUAUUCCUUGGCCACUAACUAGAUCCCUGGCCUGUAUUGUUCAUGGUUUAUUCCUGUUGGGCAUCUUAUUCAUCUGUAAUUCAAGCCAUGUAUGCUAUUGAAGUACAUUUUACACGCUACAUUUAAACACAAUGUGAAGCCACUGAUAAAUGUCAGUUAUUACUGGUGAUGAUGUUUGCCUGCCUUCUGCUGUCUCUGUCCAGGCGUCAGAGCUGGCAUCGUUGAUCCAGACCCAGGGAGACCUGGGCUGCCGGGCCUGUGAGGUCAUCCACCUAGAGGAGGGGGUCAAUACUGACAACAGCCUGGCCUCUGACUUCUGGAACCUUCUGGGAGGAAAGACACAAUACAGAGGUCAGACUACAACUAGUCACCAACCACUCUGUCUCUCACUUAGUAGACAAAACCAUAAGAACUGUACAAACUAUGUAUCAAUCCUAUUAAAACAACCAGAACGCCCUUUUAGGUAAGUAAGUCAGUAAGUAAGUAAACUAAGUCAGUCAGUCAGUCAGUAAACUAAGUAAUGAAGUCAGUCAGUCAGUAAACUAAGUCAGUCAGUCAGUCAGUAAACUAAGUCAGUCAGUCAGUAAACCAAGUAUGUAAGUAUGCAAGCAACCAGGAAGUAACCAUUUGCAUCUGUCUUUGUGUACUGUAUGUGGGAUUGUAUAUGUGUGUGUUUACUGUAGGAGCGGGAGCCCCAGAGGAGGAUGAGCUGUAUGAGAGUGGGGUGGUGGAGUCUAACUGUUUGUACAGGCUGGUGGAGAACAGACUGGUGCCCCAUGAGCAGGCCUGGGCAGCCAUCCCCACUGUCUCCCUACUGGGAUCCACGGAGGUCAGUCCCUCCCUGGAUCCCCCUGUGUGUCUCUGUUGCUUCUCAGCCAUUGCUGCCUUGGUGCUACAUAUCAAUGGGUUUUAACUCAAUAUAAAGAUUAUAAACUGGUAUGCUAUCUAUCAACUUUUGUGUGAUUCCUGUCAGUUUUCAACACUACAGAUAGUAGCUGAUCUCUGAAUGGUUGUCUCUCUCUGCCUCUCUCUCUGUCUCUGUCUGUUCCCCUGUCUCUCUACCAGGCCCUGGUGUUUGACUUUGGCAGCGAGGUGUACCUGUGGCAUGGGAAGGAUGUUGCCCCUGGCGACAGGAGUGUGGCUGUACAGCUGGCCCAGCAGGUGUGGGGUGGUCCCUACGACUACAGCAACUGUAGGGUCAACCCACUGGACCCCACACACUGCAACCCCAACAUACAGCCGUACGUAAACACCACACAGGCGCUUACAUAGUAAAAUAAGUAAUUUAAAUACAUACUGUUGUAUUCAUUGAUACAUUAUGUACAGUUGAAGUCUGAGGUUUACAUACACUUAGGUUGGAGUCAUUAAAACUAGUUUUUCAGCCACUCCACAAAUGUCUUGUUGACAAACUAUAGCUUUGGCAUCUACUUUGUGCCAUGACACAAGUAAUUUUCCAACAAUUGUUUACAGACAGAUUAUUUCACUUAUAAUUCACUGUAUCACAAUUCCAGUGGGUCAGAAGUUUACAUACACUAAGUUGACUGUGCCUUUAAACAGCUUGGGAAAUUCCAGAAAAUUAUGUCAUGGCUUUAGAAGCUUCUGAUAGGCUAAUUGACAUAAUUUGAGUCAAUUGGAGGUGUACUUGUGGAUGUAUUUCAAGGCCUACCUUCAAACUCAGUGCCUCUUUGCUUGACAUCAUGGGAAAAUCAAAAGAAAUCAGCCAAGACCUCAGAAAGAAAAUUGUAGACCUCCACAAGUCUGGUUCAUCCUUGGGAGCAAUUUCCAAACACCUGAAGGUACCACGUUCAUCUGUACAAACAAUAGUACGCAAGUAUAAACACCAUGGGACCACGCAGGCGUCAUACCGCUCAGGAAGGAGACGCGUUCUGUCUCCUAGAGAUUAACGCACUUUGGUGCGAAAAGUGCAAAUCAAUCCCAGAACAACAGCAAAGGACCUUGUGAAGAUGCUGGAGGAAACAGGUACAAAAGUAUCUAUAUCCACAGUAAAACAAGUCCUAUAUCGACAUAACCUGAAAGGCCGCUCACCAAGGAAGAAGCCACUGCUCCAAAACCGCCAUAAAAAAGCCAGACUACGGUUUGCAACUGCACAUGGGGACAAAGAUCGUACUUUUUGGAGAAAUGUCCUCUGGUCUGAUGAAACAAAAAUAUAACUGUUUGGCCAUAAUGACCAUCGUUAUGUUUGGAGGAAAAAGGGGAAGGCUUGCAAGCCGAAAAACACCAUCCCAACUGUGAAGCACGGGGGUGGCAGCAUCAUGCUGUGGGGGUGCUUUGCUGCAGGAGGGACUGGUGCACUUCACAAAAUAGAUGGCAUCAUGAGGAAGGAAAAUUAUGUGGAUAUAUUGAAGCAACUUCUCAAGACAUCAGUCAGGAAGUUAAAGCGUGGUCGCAAAUGGGUCUUCCAAAUGGACAAUGACCCCAAGCAUACUUCCAAAGUUGUGGCAAAAUGGCUUAAGGACAACAAAGUCAAGGUAUUGACCUCAAUCCUAUAGAACAUUUGUGGGCAGAACUGAAAAAGCGUGUGCGAGCAAGGAGGCCUACAAACCUGACUCAGUUACACCAGCUCUAUCAGGAGGAAUGGGCCAAAAUUCACCCAACUUAUUGUGGGAAGCUUGUGGAAGGUUACCCGAAAUGUUUGACCCAAGUUAAACAAUUUAAAGGCAAUGCUACCAAAUACUAAUUGAGUGUAUGUAAACUUCUGACCCACUGGGAAUGUGAUGAAAGAAAUAAAAGCUGAAAGAAAUAAUUCUCUCUACUAUUAUUCUGACAUUUCACGUUCUUUAAAUAAAGUGGUGAUCCUAACUGACCUAAAACAGGGAAUUUUUACUAGGAUUAAAUGUCAGGAAUUGUAAAAAACAGAGUUUAAAUGUAUUUGGCUAAGGUGUAUGUAAACUUCCGACUUCAACUGUAUGUGAUUUGUGUACAGGCAAGGUGAAAGACGGCCAGACUGGGCCCUGUUUGGCUGUGUCUCUGAGCACAACGAGACAGCCCUCUUCAGGGAGAAGUUUCUGGACUGGGCUGUAGAUAAGGAGGAUACCGCUGCAAUGGUGGUGGAGGAGGCACAGGUUAGUUAGAGACAAAUCUAAUCAAAUCCAUUUUUAUUUGUCACAUGCGCUGAAUACAACAGCUGUAGACCUUACAGUGAAAUGCUUACUUACAAGCCCUUAACCAACAUGACGUUUUAAGAAAAAUAAGAGUUAAGAAAAGAUUUACUAAAUAAUUUAAAAAGUAACAAUAAAAAAAUAAUAACGAGACUAUAUACAGGGGGUACCUAGUACCAGUACCUAGUCAAUGUGCGAAACACAUGACUCAAAGCCAAAUAGGACCCAUCCUGUACAGACUCAGAGUGACUGUGAGAAAGAUGUCUGGUCUUCCUCUCCCUUCCUACAUUUCUCUCUCUACUGUGUAUCUCUGUGCAGACUGCCAUGCCAGUGUUGCCCCAGCAUAGUCCCCUGCCCCAGCAGCCCCAGCAGCAUUUAGAGUGUGUGUCUCUGUGUGCGUGUGAUGCCAAGGCGCUGGUGGCAGGGCAGGGGGUGGCGGUGCCAGGAGACGGGGUGGUCCCUACAGUCCUGGAGGGGGUGGACGUUCAGAGGGGGCAUGGGGUCGUACCCCUGGAGGACGGGCGGCAGGUGGAGCUGAGCACUGUUGCCUUGGAUACCUGGCACAUUCAGGAGUUUGAGGACAGCGAGGCCCAGCUGGAGAGCCCAGGGCAGCUGCAUGAUGGAGACACAUACCUGGUCCGCUGGACCUAUACUCUCAGCCCAGUGGAUGAAAGCGGGGAGCCUGGGAAGGAGUGCUCUGCCGUCUUCAUCUGGCAGGGCCGGCACUCCAGUAUCAAUGGGCGAGGCACACCUGCACUCAGGAGUCAUGAGGGAACACAGGUGGGUGGUUCUUCUAUCAACACUCUUAAACCACCCAUAGCCUCAGUUAAAUCCAUAGAAUCACAUAUAGAACAUGCAAAUUAUAGGAUGUCUAUGGUUAAACCUGCCUAGCAUUUCAGAGGCCUGAGUUUAAACCAGUCUUUUUGCUGGGAAGGAUGCCUUUGGUUGUUGUGUACAGUAGGCUCUCUGACUGUGUUGUUGUUGUCCUGUUGAAGGUGAUGGUGCCUCAGGGGCAGGAGCCUCCAUGUUUCCUUCAGCUCUUCCAGGGAGGUCUGGUCAUCCACAAAGGCUGCCGAGCGGACACCACCAACAACACAGGUGGGAUAUUACCUUGGCUUUACCUCCUCUAAUUUAGGUGUGUGUGUGUGUGUGUGUCUGGUUAUGUGUAUGUGUUGUGUGUAUAUGUGUGUUCCUAACUGCACUCUCUCUGUGUCCUGUAGGGGUCUGGCGUCUGUUCUGUGUGCGUGGGGAGCUGCCGGAGGAGGCCAGUCUGUUGGAGGUGGACUGCAGCUGUGGAGGCCUGCGCUCCCGAGGCUCUCUCAUACUGCUCAACAGUCAACAGGGGGCACUCUACUUGUGGCACGGCUGUAAGGUCCACACCAGCUCCCGGGAGGCGGGCAAGAGGGCUAUGGAGCGACUCACUCAGAUGUAAGUCUCCCUUCAUGGAUGUGUUCUUGUGCUUCUGUAUGUAUUCAUUUGUUGGAAAACAAACAGUAUUAAUACGUGGGUAUGUGUGCUUUCUGCUGUCUGUGUGUUAGGUGCCCUCCUGAACUGGGCCUCAGCAUUGAUAGCCCUGCGAGGGUGCAGGAAGUAGAGGAAGGGGCGGAGCCUGUGGAGUUCUGGAACGCUAUUGGGCAGCAGGACAGGAAGGCCUAUGACUGCAUGUUACAAGGUACUGAACACACCUCUCAGCUCCUGUUCAUACCUGAACAAAAUACACCUUGACAUACAGUGCCGUGAAAAAGUAUUUGCCCCCUUUCUAAUUUUCUCUACUUUUGCAUAUUUUUGAUACUGAAUGUUAUCAGAUCUUCAACCAAAACCUAAUAUUAGAUAAAGGGAACCUGAGUGAACAAAUAACACAGCAAUUACAUACGUAUUUCAUGUAUUUAAUAAACAAAGUUAUGCAACAACCAAUGCCCCUGUGUGAAAAAGUAAUUGCCCCCUUACACUCAAUAACUGGUUUUGCCACCUUUAGCUACAAUGACUCCAACCAAACACUUCCUGUAGUUGUUGAACAGUCUCUCACGUCGCUGUGGAGGAAAUUUGGCCCACUCUUCCAUACAGAACUGCUGUAACUCAGCGAUAUUUGUGGGUUUUCAAGCAUGAACUGCUCAUUUCAAGUCCUGCCACAACAUCUCAAUUGGGAUUAGGUCUGGACUUUGACUAGGCCAUUCCAAAACGUAAAAUGUGUUGCUUUUUAGCCAUUUUCAUGUAGAUUUGCUUGUGUGUUUUGGAUCAUUGUCUUGCUGCAUGACCCACCAGCGCUUCAGCUUCAGCUCACAGAUGGAUGGCCUGACAUUCUCCUGUAGAAUUCUCUGAUACAGAGCAGAAUUCAUGGUUCCUUCUAUUAAGGCAAGUCGUCCAGGUCCUGAGGCAGCAAAGCAUCCCCAAACCAUCACACCACCACCACCAUGCUUGAACUUUGGUAUAAUGUUCUUACUGUGGAAUGCAGUAUUUGGUUUUCGCCAGGCAUAAUGGAAACCAUGUCGUCCAAAAAGUUAUACUUUUGAAUCAUCUGUCCAUAGAACAUUCUUCCAAGAGUCUUGAUGAUCAUCCAGGUGCUUCCAGGUGCUUUUUGGCAAACUUGAGUCAACUUUUUGGACGACAUGUAUCAGAGAAUUCUACAGGAGAAUGUCAGUCCAUCCGUUUGUGAGCUGAAGCUGAAGCGCAGCUGGGUAAUGUAGCAAGACAAUGAUCAAGAAUACACAAUCAAGUCACACAUGAAAAUGGCUAAAAAGCAACAUAUUUGAAGUUUUGAAAUGGCCUAGUCAGUCCAGACCUAAUCCCAAAUGAGAUGUUGUGGCAGGACUUGAAACGAGCAGUUCAUGCUUGAAAACCCACAAAUGUCGCUGAGUUAAAUAAGUUCUGCAUACAAGAGUGGGCCAAAAUUCCUCCACAGUGAUGUGAGAGACUGAUCAAGAACUACAGGAAGUAUUUGGUUGAAGUCAUUGCAGCUAAAGGUGGCACAACCAGUUAUUGAGUGUAAGGGGGCAAUUACUUUUUCACAGAGGGGAAUUGGGUGUUGCAUAACUUUGUUCAUUAAAUAUAUAAAAUAAGUUGACAUUUUUUGUGUUAUUUGUAAACUCAGGUUCCCUUUAUCUAAUAUUAGGUUUUGGAUGAAGAUCUGAUAACAUUCAAUAUCAAAAAUAUGCAAAAGUUGAGAAAAUUAGAAAGGGGGCAAAUACUGUUUCACGGCACUGUAUUUAACAGAAUGCCUGAAAGUUCUGAAUAACCUGAACAGAUAUCCCAACCCAAAUGUCUUAUUUUGAAAUGAACACACAGAUGACUAAUGUAAGAAGGUAUACACCUGCUGAACUUGACUGAGUGCUGAAAGGUUGAGAGGUUGAUGAGAUGCUGUGGGUUGUUAUCGCUCAGAUCCAGGGAAGUAUAACUUCACGCCACGUCUCUUCCAUCUGAGCACCUUUUCCGGAACCUUCCAGGGGGAGGAGCUGCAGAGCCCGGCCAGGUUACCAGGGGUUGUCAUGGCGAUGCCCUUUGUCCAGGAGAGCCUGUACUUUGUGCCACAGCCAGGUGAGUGUCCGCUCAAUGCCCAAACUCACAUGUAUGCACGCACGCACUCAUAAACACAACUUCCAUUGUUAUCACCGGGACUUGAGGUAUUUGGUAUUUGUGUAUUUUAUUAGGAUCCCUAUUAGCUGUUGCAAAAGCAGCAGCUACUCUUCCUGGGCUCCACACAAAACAUGAAACAUGACAUAAUACAGAACAUUAAUAGACAAGAAGAGCUCAAGGACAGCACUACAUAAAAAAAAGAUUACACUCACCCCUAAUAUCCCCCUCUUUCUUUCCCUUUCUCACUCACUCACUCACUCACUCACUCACUCACUUACUCACUCACUCACUCACUCUCUUGCUCUCUUGCUCUCUCGCUCUCGCUCUCACCCCCUCACUCUCUCUCUCACUCUCUCCCCCUCUCUCAUCCCUCUCCAGCCCUGUUCCUGCUGGACAACCAUAUGGAGCUGUAUCUGUGGCAGGCAGGUGAGCCUGAGAACAGUGAGACUGCUGGCUCAGCCUGCAUCCGCUGGACUAACGAGAGGAGGUGUGCCAUGCAGACAGUGCUCCAGUACUGCAAAGGUGACAGCAAGUAGACAAAGCAAGGCAGCUAAUAGAAGAGUUGAUUGUUUAGAUCAGGGGUAUUUCAAUCUUACCCUAUGAGGUCCAGAGUACUGCUGGUAAUUGCACACACCUGGUGUCCAAGGUCCAAAUCAGUCCUUGAUUAGAGGGGAAUAAUUAAUAAAGAAAAGCAGUGGAACUGGCUUCGAGGUCCAGAUUUGAAUCUGAGGGGUUUAGAUGGUUGUUGGUCAUUAUCAGGAGUGUGUUGGGGAUAUGCUGUAGUUAGGGGUUAAGUUGUUCUGUGGUUCUCUAACGGUUUGGGGUGUGUUGGAUGUGUUUUUAGAGAGGAACCCGAGGCGCCCCCUUCAGGCUUACCUCAUCCAGGAUGGAGCAGAACCCCUCACCUUCACCAACGUGUUCCCUCGCUGGGAGAAGAGACCCACAUCCACCACACAGGUACAGGAAGAGAGGACUGCUCAUCCUCCUCGUGAUAAUCAUUAUCAUUCUCAAUAAUAGCGUCUGUAGACAUCAGCAGCAUCAUUGGUAAUAACUUCACAACAGCAGUAAACACAGUUCAGUAUUAUCUGGUUGGGUAAAGACUGCUGUGUCAUAGCAACACCACAGUCUUUGUCUUUCAAAGUCAGGUAUGUUUUAGAUUUAGAUAUGCUGACUUGUGAAUGAUGUUGUCCAGGGGGAGGCCGGGCGGGUCAAGCUGACCUUGGUGCAGGACGCCCUGGCCCAGCUCACUAAAACCCAGUACCCUCUGGAGGAGCUGCUGCAGACCCCUCUGCCAGAAGGAGUGGACCCCCAUCGCCUGGAGAUCUACCUCUCUGACCACGAUUUCCAGGUUGACACACAAACACGCUAGUCCUGUGUGGCUCAGUUGGUAGAGCAUGACCCUUACAUUGUCAGGAUAAUGAUUCCCACUGGGGCCACUCCUAUGAAAAUGUAUGACAAUGUAUGCACACUUUGGAUACAUUUGUCUGCUGAAUGUUAUAUACAGUAUUAUAUACAUGAUAUAAAACAGAGUGCAGCUACACCUGACAGCCACUAGGGUGCACCACUAACCUCCUAAUGAUGGCUGUGGUGUGACAUGGCCAAUGGAAAUAUCUUAUUGUGGUAGUCUGGAGAUUAUAAAAACAGAUAGUUUAAGAGAAAAUGUGACAUAUGUAGGUUUCUAUGUAAAUAUUUCACAAAACGUUCAUCCCUAAGACCAGUGGAUGCUUGCUUUUCUCCAUUAUUCUGCAGUAUCUGAAGUAAUGUCUGUUUGUUUAUAUGUUUCAGACUAUUUUGGAGAUGAAGAGAGAUGAGUAUGACUCCCUCCCAAACUGGAAACAAAUCACCCUGAAAAAAAGCAAAGGACUCUAUUGAAAACCUAAACAAACACAAAAAGAUCCCAUUUUAUUUAUGUCAAUAUAUCCUGAGGAGAAAAUGUUUUUGUAUUUUCUAUUUUUAAGAGAAUUAUAUUUUCUUGUCAGGUGAUGACAAUUGUGUACAGUGUUUUCUUAGUAGCUGUUUUUAAGUUGAAUCUGUGUGUCUUCUUUAAGUAUGGUGCAUUAGGGCCUUAUUCGUUCUUAGCCAAUCGCUUGCAGAGAGACAGGACUGCCUAUACCUUCAAACAGAAGGACAACCAUCCUUAUCACCAAUCAAUCAACUGGAUCCAUUUUCUUAUUCCUAGAGCUUACAUGAGUGUGUGGUUUUCUUACUGACUAUGGAUUCCCUCAGAAAUGUUAACUAAAAAGAAGAAGAAACAGCAUUACACAUUUUCCUAUGAAACUUUAAUUUACCUGUACAAAUCAAUGAAGAGCAAGGUGUAAAAGAGGAGGGAAACAUCACUAACGAACGGUGGGUGGGGAGGAGAAAACACAGGAGUACAAAAGCAAUCAAUUGUAAUAAACAACGGAAACCAGGAAAAUAAAGGCGUGGCCACUUUCUUCAUGUUUCAUCUCAAUCAAUAUCAUUCCUUCACAGAGCUCUGCUUGUCUGCUGCAGGCUUCAGUUAUACUGGCAGUCUUCUCUUAGGCUGAAUUUCAGAGAUUGAAUUAUAAGAAUGAAAAAGGCACAAAAGGCAUAUCUUCUCAGAAAGACAAAGUGAAAAAAGGCCUGAUUUGUCUCUAAGCUUGACUGUGUGUUUAACAGUAUAGUUUUGCCUAUAAACUCUAAUGUGUGUAUUUACGGUCUCCACGCUGUCUCUUUGCGUAAGUGUGUGUAUCACUGUGUGCAGUUGCCCCUUAGGUUAGCAGUAGGUGAACUCUGUUACAGUUGCUCUGUAAGCUCUAGUGUGUGGUGAGGUGUUCGCAGCUCUGUGAGCUGUGAUAGGGCUGGCCAGUAUGUGUGUAAAGCUGGGUUAUACUGUGAUUACAGCGCUUGGGUUUCAGUUCUACCUAGAAUAUUAGGCACGUAUGGAGAGGCAGGUAGCCAUGCUCCAAUAACAUCACACCACCGGUCAGCACAAGGCACGCAAAUUCACCUCCGCCUCAUUUGACACAGCUAACCAAGAAACCUUCCCCCAUACACACACAUUUUACCCUUCCUUACAAGAACAGCAAAUUCAACCGUUCAUCCGCUCAACAAACCCAACACUGACGUGCAUUAAACCGUCCAACACCUUUAGCUGAUAGGGAGGCUUGUCUUUACUCAUGGUUCUAAGUAGCAGUGUAUUGCUCUAAGUGAGAGUGUAUUGCUAUGAGUAAGCAUGUAUUGCUCUGAGUAAGAGUAUAUUGCUCUGUGUAAGAGUGUAUUGCUCUGAGUAAGAGUGUAUUGCUCUGAGUAAGAGUGUACUGCUCUGAGUAAGAGUGUAUUGCU